UGGCCUUAGCUGGUUUUUCAGUGCAUCAGGAAGCAUGGAGCACCACGUGUCCAUCAUGUCCGACUGGGUGCUCCUGGGGCUGAUUGUGGCACUGGUCAUGCUGCUGCUGCUGACCAUCUUUGGUUUCGUUGUCUACUCGGGGCUCUUCACAGAGGUGGUUGUGAGUGCUGGCUCCCCACCUGUCGGCAGCAUCACACUGGCCUACAAGUUCAGGGUAGGCCCAUAUGGUGAAUCGGGGCAGCUCUUCACGGAUGGCUGCAGCAUCUCGUCAAAGCUCUGUUCCAUUGGCGUCUACUAUGACAACCCUCACACGGUGUCUCCAGAGAAGUGCCGCUUUGCCAUAGGCCGAAUCCUGAGCGAGGGAGACGCAAAGCCAUCGGAAGAGCAGAUCAAACGGUUCCAGAAGUAUGGCUUCAAGAUCUUCUCCUUCCCUGCUCCCAGCCAUGUGGUCAUGGCAACCUUCCCGUUUACUACGCCGCUGUCCAUCCAUCUAGCAGUCAACCGUGUCCACCCAGCCCUUGACACCUACAUCAAGGAGAGAAAGCUCUGUGCCCACCCCCGGAUCGAGAUCUAUAAGGAGGACCGCAUCUACUUUGUGUGUCCCCUUGCCCGCCAAGGGGACUUCUACGUGCCUGAAAUGAAAGAACUGGAGAGGAAGAGCAGGGCUGCUGAGGCUGAGGAUGCCCAGACAGACAUCACAGGGGCCGACACCAUGAGUGAGACGAGCUCCAUCAGCAUAGAGGCCACAACUGACAGCAGAGACACCUCGGUGGCCACCUCUGUCCUGCUGCCCUUCCCAGCCAGCCGUGGCCGGGAGGAGGUGGACAACCGCAGUGAGCACAGCUACAGCGAGUCAGGAGCCAGUGGCUCCUCCUUUGAGGAGCUGGACCUGGAGGUCACUGGGGAUGUGGAGGGAGCCUCAUCCCUACUGCCCAGCGUGGGCUAUGUGGGCAACCAGGAUGUCACAGACAAGUGGACCAAGGAGCCCAUCGCUGCUGAGAGAGGAGAAGAGUGAA
Indicator indicator is the source of this 1016-nucleotide messenger RNA. It is a transcript of the gene TEX264, whose product is annotated as testis expressed 264, ER-phagy receptor. The record is from RefSeq and is a predicted model, not a curated record. Gene Ontology annotation, cellular component: endoplasmic reticulum membrane; replication fork; nucleus. Gene Ontology annotation, biological process: reticulophagy; protein-DNA covalent cross-linking repair. Bases 35 to 1015 code for a protein of 326 amino acids. NCBI's taxonomy places the organism in Eukaryota, Metazoa, Chordata, Aves, Piciformes, Indicatoridae. The transcript has 5 exons.